Molecule: messenger RNA, 1575 nt
Organism: Vidua macroura (Pin-tailed whydah)
Lineage: Eukaryota; Metazoa; Chordata; Aves; Passeriformes; Viduidae
Exons: 12
Coding region: 1-1458 (485 amino acids)
Cellular component (GO): cytoplasm
Source: RefSeq, a predicted model, not a curated record
AUGGAAGAGCCCCUCAGCUCUGGCUGUGCUCACUCCUUGCCAGAUGCAGCCCUCGACUGCACACAAGAGCAGGAAUCCACCCGUGGCCGCUUCCGCAGAGCAGCGCAGCUCGUUUGCAAAUUUAUCAAGAGCAUUCGGCAGGAAGAGACCAUCUCCAGGGGCACUGGGCUCAGAGAAUACUCAGAGGUCCUCAAACAUGAGACCAGUGCUGCCCUGCUGGAUUUGCUUGUGGAGAGGGGUGUUUUCAGACCAGAGCAAGUGCCUGCCAUGGUGAGAUACAUCCACCAGUGGCUCACGGCCAAUGAUUCUGCUGAGCACAGGCUGGACAACACCCUGCUGCAUCUCACCAAAGUGCAGCCAAAUGACGCAGUAAUGACACUCCUGCGUGUGGCCCCAUCCUGUGACAGAUUUGCAGUGCGGACCCUGAAGUCCCUGCUGUGCCAAAAGCAGUACAAGGAUGUGGUGGUGUCAAUGGAACGCAGGUGUGGCUGGGACACGCUGCUCUGUGCUGACACCCACCACUAUGCCGUCCUCGAGUGCCUAGAUUCAAGUGAAUGUGGUGACAGUGUUGUGGAGGUUUCAUCAAGGUACCUGCAGAGCGAGUGCAGGGAGAGGCGUCGCCUGGCGCUCAGGGCCCUUCUCGAGCUCAUUGACGAUCCCUCGAUGGCUGAAAAGAUGUGGCGCCUGACUGAAAGCCUCAUGGACCUACUGUGGGACAGUGAUGCAGAGAUAGCUGGGCUGACACUCAUCACACUCAGCUUUAUAUUCUUGCACAAAUCCAUUCUGAUCUCAACUCCCAUUGCCCUGCAGCUGGCUAAGGUGCUCCUGCCACUCUUUGACCAUGAAAAUAGCCAGGUACAGCUGCUCUCCAUAAAACUCUUUCAAGACAUGAUGGGGUUUUUGGAAAAGGGAGAAAAGCCCUUGGAAAGGCCUGUGCACCAGAGCCUGCUGCCACUCUUCUUCCACUGCCAUGAUGAGAAUCAGCGUGUGGCAGAGGCUUCUCGGGAAACGCUGAUUUGUGUGGCCGAGUUUCUGAGAAGGAGAGAUCUCGAGAAACUGGUGAAAAAGGAGAAACUCUGGAUUUUCGCCAACUGCCUGCUGGCAGAGGACAGGAGCCGAGCGGCCGAGCACCUGCGCCGGGCCCUGCCCUACCUGCAGAGCCCACAGGAGCCCCUGCGAGAGGCGGCCGUCAGGUUCAUGGGGAUGGCCGGGCGCAGCUUGAGGGGGCAGCAGGGAGAGCUCCAGCUGAUCUCUGAGGCCCUUGAAGGAAUGGCUAAUGACAUCAGCGUCAGCGUUGGAAGCCUGGCAAUUCAGUCAUUGUGCAUACUGAAGGCAGAAGACCAGGCUCCCAUCCCAAUGUUCCAGAGGCUGCGAGAUCAGCUGCGCCGGGCAUGGAAGACACGACCUCGUCUGUCGCGGCUCGGCUGUCUGGGCUGCUGGGGCUCUGUGGAGGGCUGAUCCAGGAGGCUGUCUUUGCUGGGGCCUCCUGAGCCAGCAGGGAUUUUUUUUUCUUCAAAAUUGCUCUUUCCUUCGUUGUGUUUUCCUUUAGUAUGUAAAUAUAGGCUGUAUUAUAAU